AAUGGCGAUUUGUUUAGAACGAUUAAAUACCAAACUUCCUGCUAUGACUUUAAGCCAUUGGCAGUAAACUCCUCCCUCUGGAGUUGCUCUGCUGUCAUGCAUCGGAAUGACACAACCAGAGUGCGGUGUGAUGCGGAGGAGCUGAAGUUGGUAAAGACAUUUUCAAGGUGGAUAUUACACGUUAAGGCGGCUUAAUUCGCCCAUGGUUCGUUAGGAGAAGACUCACUCUUGAUGGAAAGGGUAAAGCGGAAAAAAGGGAGACAAAUCUCCGCUCAACCGCCAAACAGAGGGCUCGCGGGGCUCCUUGUUUGAGAGGAGGGGGGGAGAAAUGUAGUUUACCGCCGAGGGAAAGUCGCAACAUGUAGAAGGAAAAGCCGCCACUGCGACCCAAUCCGGACACCCACCUCGAUAUGUCUAAUGUUGUGACGCCGAGUAAGAGUGUGGAAUGGCUGCAAAUGGAGUUGGAGUGCGGCGCCACUUCUGUGCUCCUGCUCGACUGCCGAGCACACGAGCUCUUCGAGUCGUCUCACAUCGAGGGCGCCAUCAGCGUGGCCAUCCCUGGCCUCAUGCUCCGCAGGUUCAAGAAGGGCAACAUCCCCAUCCGGACCAUCAUCCCGAACCACGAGGACAAAGAUAAGUUUACACGCCGGUGCCAAACAGACACGGUGGUCUUGUACGACGAGAGCACAGUCGGCUGGCCGGACAGCGGAACCCCGUCAUCAGUUUUGGGUCUGCUUCUUCAAAAACUGUGGGAGGACGGUUGUACAGCUCACUACCUGGAAGGGGGAUUUGUAAAAUUUCACACAGAGUACCCAGAACACUGUGAGACGCUCCUUGACAGCUCCUGUCCAAGCUCCUCUCCUCCGCUGGGUUUUUUGGGCUUUGGAAAUCUACGGAUAAGCUCAGACUGUUCAGACGGGGAAUCUGAUCGUGAACCCAGCAGUGCCACCGAAUCAGAGGAGAGCCCCCUCCCCAGUAACCAGCCUGCCUUCCCGGUCCAGAUCCUUCCUUACCUUUACCUGGGCUGUGCCAAAGACUCCACCAACUUAGACGUGCUGGGCAAAUACAACAUCAAGUACAUCCUGAACGUUACACCCAAUCUCCCCAACAUGUUUGAACAUGACGGACACUUCAGGUACAAACAGAUCCCCAUUUCGGACCACUGGAGUCAGAAUCUGUCCCAGUUCUUCCCAGAGGCUAUAUCAUUUAUAGAUGAGGCUCGUUCCAAGCAGUGCGGCAUCCUGGUCCACUGUCUAGCCGGUAUCAGCCGCUCGGUUACCGUCACUGUGGCCUACUUGAUGCAGAGACUUAACCUGUCGCUCAACGAUGCUUAUGACUUUGUCAAGAGAAAGAAAUCUAACAUUUCCCCAAACUUUAACUUCAUGGGUCAACUGUUGGACUUUGAGCGGACACUGGGCCUGCACAGUCCCUGUGACAACCGCUCCACGAGUGACGAGCAGCUCUUCUUUACCACGCCAACCAAUCACAAUGUCUUUCAGCUGGACACACUGGACUCAACAUGAGGAUGUCUCAUGUGGACGUUUGGUGGUGGCGCUUUGAGUUUGUCAGCUUCCUGGCUGGCCGACAGACAUCAGCAGUAACGUCUCUGCAGUACGUAUGUCUCUACUUAACCUGACACAGCCUGUUUGAGUCAGUGUUUGAUGCCUUAUGAUGUAACACAAGGAUGAUAUUGUUAAUCAAUACAUGACAUUAUUAGAUAGUCAUGUGCCGCCAUAAUAGCAGGACAUGUUGAAAUGUUUCUGUUGGAAUUGCUGUUUGACUGUUAAUUGUCCUUCACCAGCUAAAAAUCUUUUCAUAUCAAUAACUAUUUCUGCUUCUGUGGUUUUAACAGGAGUUUUUGUCCAAUCGGAAUGUUUUGUAAGCUGAGAGAAAUAAGCUACUUCAGCUAUCCAGCCUUGAAUUUCUAUCCAGCGCGUUAAUUCUGGGUGAGCAGCUCUUGUGCAAUAGAAACCAGCACAGAGACUAGUGGGUGAUGUUUUAAGUCAGGUUGUUCUGACUUAUGUUGGCGAACAACAGGAAGUUACGUUUAACUGGCUGCAUCCUGCAAAAUUAAACCGAUAGCAGAUGUAUUAUUUUUCUGCUGCUUCCAGCUAAAUUCUUUGCAUGAUUGUUGUCUUUUUAACUUUGACAACAUAAAAUGUACUUCUGUGUCAAUUACUAUACUAAGGUAUUAUGUAAGGAUGGCCUUUAGGCACAAUAGACAGCCAACAAACGUAUGCAAUCACACAGCCGAUGGCGGUGAGUCUCGUUUUAAACUCCCGACAGUUUUCAGUCUGGAGCUCCUCCUUCUGUGGCAUCAAGGGAAAGCGUGAUGGCACGUAAUUAGCUGUCUAUUUGCCUCCUGGUCUCCCAGCUAACAAGCGUGUCUGACACAUUAGAAUGAGUGAAAGUUUGAUUAAUGUGUUCUUACCUCACUCGAAAGACUUUUUUCAGGGAUUUUUUGUACAAGGCAUCUGUAACAUGUCAUGGCAUCUCAAAGUGCAUCUAAGGGCUUUAUCGCUUGCUAUGUUUGUAUAGAAUUUGUUACGGGGGACCUUUUUUUUUCUGAAAUAAUGAAGGAUCCAAAACUGACCUGAUUCUGACCCUUAUAAGGUAUAUAUGGAGUAUGUAUAACUGAAAUGUCCAAGGUAUUCUGUACAAGUUUAUAUAACAAAUACAGUAUAUUGUAUAUUUUUAC
Messenger RNA from Doryrhamphus excisus (bluestripe pipefish), 2698 nucleotides. Its product is annotated as dual specificity protein phosphatase 7-like. Gene Ontology annotation, biological process: peptidyl-tyrosine dephosphorylation; negative regulation of MAPK cascade. The record is from RefSeq and is a predicted model, not a curated record. Gene Ontology annotation, molecular function: protein tyrosine/threonine phosphatase activity; MAP kinase tyrosine phosphatase activity; MAP kinase tyrosine/serine/threonine phosphatase activity. NCBI's taxonomy places the organism in Eukaryota, Metazoa, Chordata, Actinopteri, Syngnathiformes, Syngnathidae. Gene Ontology annotation, cellular component: cytoplasm; cytosol.